Aphanomyces invadans is the source of this 1327-nucleotide messenger RNA. RefSeq lists its product as hypothetical. The record is from RefSeq and is a predicted model, not a curated record. The transcript has 2 exons. The coding region runs from base 6 to 713 and encodes 235 amino acids. Lineage: Eukaryota; Oomycota; Saprolegniomycetes; Saprolegniales; Verrucalvaceae.
CGAACAUGUCGUGGAAACGCAAUCAUGCGCACGCGCUAGCUCCGCCAAGUGCGACAUCCAAGCCAGCGGGGAGGGCGCGGAAGCAGCCGAACAACUUGGUAGGGAAGCCUAGGUUUAACGCGGCAGUGUAUGCGCCUGGCGUUGUGGACGUCAACGACGGCGCAUCGGUGUGGCGAACGCAUGACCCAACCACAGAUCCGUUUGUGUCCAUGACGCGGGACCACACGUCAAAGUCGGUGUCUUCAACGUCGUCGUCUCCGAUGCAUGGGAGUGCGUCAAAUCGAAAGAGCGGCGCUGGUGCUGUGUCCACGCGGUCUACUGGGACGCAAACAACGACCUCGUGCUGGGAACAACCAGGACCGGACGUUUGGCGCGACCUGGUUAAGGACGUGCAUGCAAUGCCGGCCGCGACUGUUGAUCGCCUUCUAGAAGUCCUACUUGAGCGCAAGCACACAUUGAAACAACUGUCAACUUCAGGACCGCCUCCACCGGCCCCGCCAGCUUUCAAUGCAGUUCAUUCCAGACCCGUCCAUGUGUCGCCCCACCGGAACGACAGCUACGAGGUGCCGUGCUUCAAACAUAUCAUUCCGGAGAGGCCCUGCACUCGUUGCAUCUCGCAACUCUUCCGUCCAUGUCACGAUUCGAAUAAUCUGUGUAGCCGCCGUCCCAAUCACUGCCUUCAUCGAUCCCUACCGUUCCGUCGACACCCCUAACUCCCCCCCUGCGUGACGACAGAGAAGCCAGCGGCCAUAGCAAUGCUGACGCGACGAUGCCACCAAGGCGGCGCAGUCGCUCGUACGAAGCAUUGGUACAGCUGGAGGCCAUCUUGGAGUCGCGGCACCACCAGCUCAUGGCAAAUGGAGUGCUGGAUGAAAAUGCCGACACGGCAUCGCUCGUCAUGACGGACAUCCGCCACCUCCACCACCGCCGGACAUCUCGUCGAGACGACGCAGACAGGGACUCGCCAGAGCCACGGGCCAUCGACUUGGUCGAGUCGUGGAAGUUGGCGAACGACUGCCGCAACAAACUCGACUCCAAGUGAUGCGGCCGUACAGAUUGCUGACGCAGCGUCGGCACAGGUGGCCUGCCACUCAACUCGACGAAGGACAACUCCAACGAACGAAGCGAUCGAAAGGUCGAGGGAGGUUGCUUGUACUCGGUAGCGUUCGUGUACAGGAGCGUUCGCAGCGGAGCGAGUCGAAUAGAUUUGUCGUCAUGUUGGAACCGGUCGAGCUAGCUAAUCGAAGCGCAGCUUGUCUCCCGUUGACAACGGUGAGAACGGGUUUACGCGAUGCCACAUGAUGGCUUCCUCCAACGUGAGCGCAGA